AUGGAAUUCGAAGAAAGCUCGCAAGAAGCGAGCGCUGUGCGAGUCGGGAGCAGGGUUAGAAGCACCUGGCAGAAAAUCCUGCACAAGUUUACGACGAGAGAAGGCUUGUUAGGAGACUACGACUAUGCCUUUUUGUUUACACCUUCGUACCCAUUCAAAGACUGGGUCAACCGCAAACGCGGCAUCGAGCCGAUGCAUAGAGAUCAGCCAUUUUUUUCCGUACACUCCGAAAUGCCCAUUCUUUUGGGUCUGCUACUGGGUCUUCAACACUCGUUGGCAAUGUUAGCGGGUGUGAUUACUCCCCCCAUCAUUAUUUCAUCUGUGGCGAAUUUCCCUAUGGAGGUUCAGCAGUAUCUCGUGUCGGCAUCGCUGAUAGUUUCUGCCAUCAUGUCCAGCAUACAGAUCACAAGAUUCCACAUCCCUUACACACCCUACUAUAUCGGCUCUGGUCUUCUCUCCGUUGUUGGUACUUCUUUCGCCACUAUCACAAUUGUCGAGAAAGCCAUUCCUGUCAUGUACACCUCAGGCUUUUGCCCUAUGGAAGCAGACGGCACAAAAGGGGCCUGUUACGCGGGAUAUGGUGCGUUGUUGGGGACCGCGGCUUGUUGUGCCUUGCUGGAAGUGGCUAUGUCCUUCACACCUCCAAAGGUUUUGCAAAAGGUCUUUCCUAAAAUUGUCACCGGUCCUGUCGUUCUUUGUAUUGCAGUGAGUUUGAUUCAAAGCGGCUUCAAUGACUGGGUCGGUGGUUCCGGAUGUGUUGGUGCUAUUUGCCCAUCUGAGGGUGCACCCAUGGCUGGAGAGUGGGGCAGCGCAAGGUUCAUUGGACUCGGCUUUCUUGUUUUCACGACCAUCGUCACUUGUGAAAAAUGGGGGUCUCCGAUUAUGAAAUCUUGUGCCGUUAUUGUCGGGCUUAUUGUAGGUUGUAUUGUUGCGGCCGCGUGUGGUUACUUCGACCAUUCCUCUAUCGACAGCGCACCAGCCGCCACCUUUUUGUGGGUCCACACGUUUCCGCUCAAGGUUUACGGCCCCAUCGUGCUUCCCAUGCUUGUAAUGUACAUUGUUCUGGCCCAAGAGUGUAUUGGUGAUGUUACGGCGACUUGCGACGUUUCCCGUAUGGAAGUCGAGGGCGAAAUAUACGAAACAAGAAUUCAGGGUGCGGUGCUGAGUGAUGGUUUAAGUGGUAUUCUAUCUGCGCUUUUCACCCUCCCCCCAAUGUCUACUUUUGCUCAGAACAAUGGUGUUAUUUCGUUGACGAAGUGCGCUAACAGACAAGUAGGCUACUGGUGUUGUUUUUUCCUUCUGCUAAUGGGCAUCUUUGCCAAGUUUGGUGCUGCCCUUGUGUCGAUCCCAAAGCCUGUUCUUGGAGGAAUGACAACUUUUCUAUUCACCAGUGUGGCCGUUUCUGGUCUUAAGAUUAUAUCAACAAUCCCAUUCACGAGGCGUGACAGAUUCGUGCUUACAGGGACUCUGCUCUUUGGGUUUGGCGCUAUCUUGGUACCAAACUGGUUUGAGACUUUCUUCCACUACUCGGGAUCGAACCAAUCGCUGCAGGGUUUCUUGGAUGCCAUUAUUUUGAUCAUGGAGACGGGCUUUGCCAUUGCAGGCGUUAUAGGAAUCAUACUGAAUUUGAUGAUUCCACAAGAGCUAGACGAGGACCUGAUGGACGACAUUGAAAUCCAACAAGGCAACUUAACCGCUUUGGAGGGCCAACGGUCUGCCCUUGCUGAAGGAGGACCGGUGCUGACAGGCAAGGCGAAGGAAGCUAUGUCCAAGGAUAACGGUGUCAGUAAUCCUCAGAAUAGUUUCGAAGGAAAGGACGAUAGAAUAUUUGUCUCUGCAGGAGAAACGUCUCCUUCAACCUAA
Molecule: messenger RNA, 1863 nt
Organism: Lachancea thermotolerans CBS 6340
Lineage: Eukaryota; Fungi; Ascomycota; Saccharomycetes; Saccharomycetales; Saccharomycetaceae
Product: nucleobase:cation symporter-2 family protein
Exons: 1
Coding region: 1-1863 (620 amino acids)
Biological process (GO): transmembrane transport; xanthine transport
Cellular component (GO): membrane; fungal-type vacuole
Molecular function (GO): xanthine transmembrane transporter activity
Source: RefSeq, a predicted model, not a curated record